Arabidopsis thaliana (thale cress) is the source of this 2744-nucleotide messenger RNA. RefSeq names its product embryo defective 1381. The record is from RefSeq and is marked reviewed. Lineage: Eukaryota; Viridiplantae; Streptophyta; Magnoliopsida; Brassicales; Brassicaceae. The transcript has 12 exons. Bases 113 to 1792 code for a protein of 559 amino acids.
CCUUGAACGCUUAAACCCUCCAUGGUUUUGGAUUGAACAUUUCCCCUGAGAUUUGGGAGUGUCCUUAAACCCCAUACACUGAUCGAGCUCAAGAAGAAGGAGAAGCAGAGAAAUGGUGAAUAAACAUUGGAAGAUAAUUCCAAAGCCGCUUCUAGAAACAGUUCUCAACAACCAUGUCCAACGCCACCGUGUUCCUCAGCCUCUCAUCCUCCAUGGUCCUCGUGGCGUCGGCAAAACCACAUUGAUCCUCAACCGUCUACUCGGAGAUUGGAACAAAGGGCCACAUCUCGCUGGCUAUGUAGAUUUUGCGCAAUCGAUAACGGAACACCAUCCAGAUCACCACCAAUCAUAUCCAUGGACGUCUUGGACCAGUGUUGACCCACCGUUGUUGUCCAAUUGCAAAACCCAGCUCGAGAAUUGUCUUGAAUCUAUGAGUCACAAAGCUAUCAAACUUGGGAGUAUAAGCUCGCAGCAGAUUUUCACUACUAUGAACAAAUGGUAUGGUCUUAAUACUGCACUUCGUCGUAUACUUCAGGGUUAUAACAUUGCUGUUCCAGAGAAAGUCUCGGUUUCAUUUCUCUGGGAACGGGCUGUGUAUGCCCUAUCUGUUCGACAAAAUGCCGAUGAGAUUGAUGGGUUGCUUGAAUUGGAAGAGAAAGGUAAUAGCUUGUCCGUUGAAGAGGCUUCGUAUUAUAGAGAGACUGCUUUUGCGUUAAGAUUGGCUAAAGAGGUUAUUAAGGUGCACCAGGGUUGGAAAGCCAAUGCCAUUGCUCAUCUUAAUCGAACUAAUGGGUUUUCGAGAACUUUAGCGAAUUCAUGUACUGAUUGGCCGUUGCUAAUGCUUGAGUUGUUAUCACAAGCUGCAGAGAUUGGCUUCUUCCAGCCUAAGCUGGUCUUGAACAACAUUGAAAUCUUGAAGAGGGCUAUUCAGACUGAUGAUUCAACAGUCUCAGCGUCAAUGUACCAUGACAAUCUUAUUUGGAGAAUAAUAGCGUUAGGUGCGAAUGAGCGCUGUCUACCUGUCCUAUUCGUGACUUCGGACAGCUACUAUUCAUAUCAAGCCUUUGUUGACUACGGGUUUCCAGACAUUUUCAUCUCUCGUGAGACAUUUGGAUGGAAUCCUCAAGAAGCAAAAUUACACAUGGUUCCUGAUUACUUCAGUGCUUCGGAGUGGACUAUCAUUGCUGAUGUUCUUGGUGCGAAUUCUCGGCAUCUAUUUGAGCUUUAUGCGCUUAAACAAAGUAAUCAUUACCAGAGUUUGAUGGGGAGUAAAGCAGGUACAUUUGAAGAUAUUGUGGAUGCAUACUUGGCAUAUUUACAAGUUGCUGUGGUUAAUCCUGCAAUGGACAAAGCGUUGUUGCGGCUUCAACGGUAUGCCACUGAUGUACGAAAAGGAAGCAUUCCGUAUGAAAAAUUACGUUUUGGUGCUUCAUGGAGGCAUCCUCCGCAAACUGAGGAUCCUACACAGAACUCUGAGUGGGCUAAAAUUCAGCUGAUGGAUUUUGUCCAAGCUCUUGUCAAUACAGAAUUCGCGGUAAAUUAUUUGGGUGACUAUAGCCUUGAGAUCUUUGAAGACCCUUCAGCUAUGGCAUUGGUUGAGGUUGGGAUACUGUAUACUCAGCGAGAUCCAUCUUUUUUCCGGCCAAUAUCUCAAGGCAUUAAAAGAUGCCUUGUUAGAUGGCUCAUCCAAGAGCGGAUGCAGAUGAGUUAUUGGAGCUCAACAAAAUAUUGGUGGCAGAGAAUCAUCCGGGGUCGUUAUUACAAGCAUUUAAUGCUUGGCUACAGAACAUAGGCAGUUUCACACAGGUUUUGUUUUCACAGGAACGUCGAUGAAAUCUCGGUAUCUUGUGCACGUACACAUGUCGGACUCAGGUUUUACCGUGAAGUAGAAAACAUAAAGGGGCGUUGUUUUUGUUGCCGUCAAGGUCUGACUUUUAGUAAAAUCACAUUAAGAAGAGACGUCGGAGGGAAAAACCUCCAGCUACAGAACGGUGUAAUCGUGUAAGUGGGAAUACAUUGCCAUGAGAACGUCUUUCUCUUCAGACGCUGUAUAUAAAGCGCAUGUUGCUGUGUUUAUGUCGAUUUUUUUCAAGUAAAAUUAUAAGUCAAAGAAUUCAAUUAUUCACUGUAUUGUCUACCUUUCCAAGCCGAAAAGUCCAAUAAAGUUUGUUGUUAAAAUGAAAAAUCUUUGGAUUGUUACAUUUACAUUUUUCUUGACCAACUAGUGAAUAGUGAAAAAACAUGUUUGUAUUGAGUACAAACACGCUAAUAGACUAAUUAAAUUUCCGUUGAUUACAAUUCAAUUACAUGAGACGAAGUCUAAAGCUAUCGUAUAAUUACGUAAAUGUAAUUAUGUACGUAACACACAAAUGUGAGGAAAAAAAAUAUGGAAUUAAAGAAUGAUGAAGAUGAAGAAGAAGAAGAUUCGUAUAAGACAGCUCAGUUAUGGCAUCUGCCUGAACCGCGAGGAAUAUUAGUGCAACCGUUCCGACCAGAACCACGGACCGGUCCUCUUUGCAACGCCUGAAACAGAAGCCGGAUCUCAUCUACGGGAUCUGGGAAAGGCCUCAUGGCUUCAACUUGCGUAGCGUCCAAGAAAACAACGAACAUAACAACUAACAUAACUACGACCACCAAUUGUUUUUUCAUCAUGUUUAGAAUUUUAGUUUUUCGAAUGAGAAACAAAAACAAAAUUGAGCUUUUUUAUUGGUGAAUGUAGAGUUUUUUUUGUUUUUGUUUUGUAU